This is a messenger RNA of Myotis davidii, 660 nucleotides long. Its product is annotated as ubiquitin carboxyl-terminal hydrolase isozyme L3. Gene Ontology annotation, cellular component: cytoplasm. The annotation marks the transcript as partial. The record is from RefSeq and is a predicted model, not a curated record. NCBI's taxonomy places the organism in Eukaryota, Metazoa, Chordata, Mammalia, Chiroptera, Vespertilionidae. Gene Ontology annotation, molecular function: cysteine-type deubiquitinase activity. Gene Ontology annotation, biological process: protein deubiquitination; ubiquitin-dependent protein catabolic process. The transcript has a single exon.
GACCGCGAAGGCUGUCAGAGCUGGUGGCCAGUCCGAGCUGCCAUGGAGCGACACCGCUGGCUGCCGCUGGAGGCCAACCCCGAGGUCACCAACCAGUUUCUCAAACAAUUAGGUCUGCAUCCUAAAUGGCAAUUUGUUGAUGUAUAUGGAAUGGAUCCUGAACUCCUUAGCAUGGUACCAAGACCAGUGUGUGCAGUAUUACUUCUCUUCCCUAUUACAGAAAAGUAUGAAGUAUUCAGAACGGAAGAGGAGGAAAAAAUAAAAUCUCAGGGACAAGAUGUUAAAUCGUCAGUAUAUUUCAUGAAGCAAACAAUCAGCAAUGCCUGUGGAACAAUUGGACUGACCCAUGCUAUUGCCCACAACAAAGACAAGAUGCAUUUUGAAUCUGGAUCAACCUUGAAGAAAUUCCUAGAGGAGUCUGUGUCAAUGAGCCCUGAAGAACGAGCCAGAUACCUGGAGAACUAUGACGCUAUUCGAGUUACUCAGGAGACCAGUGCCCAUGAAGGUCAGACUGAGGCACCAAAUAUAGAUGAAAAAGUAGACCUUCAUUUUAUUGCAUUAGUUCAUGUAGAUAGGCAUCUCUAUGAAUUAGAUGAACGGAAACCAUUUCCAAUUAACCGUGGUGAAACUAGUGAUGAAACCUGGGCAGGUGCCCUGACC